This is a messenger RNA of Thlaspi arvense, 1221 nucleotides long. Lineage: Eukaryota; Viridiplantae; Streptophyta; Magnoliopsida; Brassicales; Brassicaceae. The record is from the annotation of a GenBank genome assembly.
AUGGCCUGGUUAGCUAGAUCCAUUGCGAACUCGCUCAAGCUCGAUGAGGACGAUGACGAUGAUGUAAAGCGACGGUCUGGUGAUGAGUCUGUGCCGAAUCAAUCGCCGUCGCAAUCGGCGUCGGAGUUACAGUCUCCUCGAGGCGUUAAGGAAGACAUCUCCGAACUUACCAAGACCUUGAGAAGCCAGUUCUGGGGCGUAGCUUCGUUCCUCUCGCCGCCGCCUUCGUCCCCCGAUCUUCGGGAGAGAAAUCAGAGUCCUGAUCACGCGGAGGAAGGUGAGGACGAGGAUCUGAUUGCUGGGAUUAGGAGCGAUUUCGCGGAGAUUGGCGGGAGAUUCAGGACGGGGAUUUCGAAGCUCUCUGAGAACUUGCCGGUCUCUGAUUUCACAAAGAUGGCUUCCAAUUUCUUACAAUUGGGCUCGGAAGGAGUGGAUCCGAAGGGUUACGAUGCUGGAGACGGUAAUUCUCUGAAGAUCGAUUUAGACUUUGAAAUGACGGAUGAUCAACACGAGCACGCUCUGGCCGUGGAAAGGCUUGCACCGAGCCUGGCUUCUUUGAGGAUUGAGCUCUGUCCAGAAUAUAUGAGUGAGAGUUGCUUCUGGAGGAUUUACUUUGUACUUGUUCAUCCUAAACUCAGUGAACACGAUGCCUUGCUUCUGUCCACUCCUCAGGUACUCGAAGCAAGAGCAAUGUUAUCCCACGAGUCAGAGAAAAGUAACAAAGCACCGGUUGAAGCAGAGAGCUCUGAAGCUAAUACUGCAAUGGUUCAACCUCUUGAUGUGCCUUAUAACCCUUCACCGGAAACAUUAACCGUCAAAACCGUAAUUCCGAACGAGUCACCCGACUUUGAGACAGACAAACACCCAAUUGAGAGAGAGGAGAUACAUGUCGUCGACAAAUCUGUCAUUGAAGAAAGAAACACAUCAGCUGCUUCUUCUUCAUCCAGUUUUAUCAAUGUGCAAGUCGAGGAAGUAGAAGAAGAAGAAGAAGACGACGCAGAUGAUUGGUUGAACGACGGAGAGACUUCAGAAUCUUUUAGCGGCAUGGAAGGAGGAGGAACUUCCAAACAUCCUCUGGGUGAAGAGGAAGAAGAUGUAUCAUUCAGUGAUCUAGAAGAAGAAGAAGACGAGGAAGGAGACAUCCCGGUGAGUUACAAGAAAGUUACUAACACUAGCUCGCCCGACUGGGUUCAGCUUAAAACUCCGAAAACGGCCAGGUAA